This is a messenger RNA of Pestalotiopsis fici W106-1, 1548 nucleotides long. RefSeq lists its product as uncharacterized. The transcript has 7 exons. Gene Ontology annotation, molecular function: carbohydrate:proton symporter activity. The record is from RefSeq and is a predicted model, not a curated record. NCBI's taxonomy places the organism in Eukaryota, Fungi, Ascomycota, Sordariomycetes, Amphisphaeriales, Sporocadaceae. Bases 1 to 1548 code for a protein of 515 amino acids. Gene Ontology annotation, cellular component: membrane. Gene Ontology annotation, biological process: transmembrane transport; carbohydrate transport.
AUGGCUAUUCUCUCUGGGCGCCCAUUGCAUUGGGCCAUUACUGCCACUGCUGGCAGUGGCUUUCUCCUUUUUGGUUAUGACCAAGGAGUCAUGUCCGGUCUCUUGACUGGCAAUGCAUUCACGGCUCAAUUUCCUGAGAUCAACACAAACGAAGGCGCAAAUGGCAGUGCUUCUCUCCAAGGCACCGUUGUCGCCAUUUACGAGAUUGGCUGUUUCUUUGGCUCACUUCUGGCUCUGGUGUUUGGUGAGAAGAUUGGUCGGAAACGGACCAUUAUGCUCGGUUCCCUCAUCCUCUGUGUGGGCGGUGCUCUCCAGGCCUCCGCUUACUCCAUUGCACACAUGAUCGUUGGUCGUAUAGUCGCUGGUCUCGGUAAUGGUCUCAAUACUAGCACAAUCCCUGUUUGGCACUCCGAAUUGAUGAUAGCCCAUAAGCGCGGAAAGGGUUUGAGCAUUGAACUGGCGAUUAAUAUCUUUGGUGUGAUGACUGCCUACUGGGUCGAUUACGGAAUGUCGUAUGUGGACAAUGAGUCCCAGUUCCGCUUUCCGCUAGCCCUUCAGUGCUUAUUUGCAUUGUUCACAUUCUUUGCAAUCAUGCCCCUACCUGAAUCGCCACGAUGGCUCAUUGCUCAAGACAAACACGACGAAGCCCGAACGACACUCAACUCUCUUCUCGCCAAGACAACAGCCGACGACGACGUUCAGGAGGUCGUCAGAGUGGAAAUGGAAGAGAUUCAACACGCCAUUCACGAAGAGCGCGAGGCAUCAGAAGGCAGCUCGUACAGAGCCAUGUUCAAGAAUGGAAAGCAAAAGUUCCUUUACAGAACGAUGCUCGGUAUCGGCGGCCAGUUCAUGCAGCAGCUCUCUGGUAUCAACCUCAUCACCUAUUACGCGCCAACCAUCUUCCAGAGCUCGGUCGGACUGUCGCACAACCUGUCCCUCUUGCUGGCAGGAUUCAACGGUGUCGCAUACUUCUUCUCCUCGCUGAUACCCAUUUGGGUCAUUGAUCGAUUGGGUCGUCGCAAACUGAUGCUCUUUGCUGCUGCCGGUCAGGGUGUCUGUAUGGCUAUUCUCGCUGGAACCGUUCAUAACGGCUCGGCACCUGCCGGUAUUGUAGCCUCGGUCAUGCUCUUUUUGUUUAACUUUUUCUUUGCUGUUGGGCUUCUUGCUAUUCCUUGGUUGCUACCUGCUGAAUAUGCACCACUCGCCAUUCGCCAGCGAGCUGCUGCUCUCGCCUCGGCAUCGAACUGGAUCUUCACCUUCCUCGUCGUCGAAAUUACCCCAGUUAGUAUUAAGAAUAUUGGGUGGCGCACAUACGUCUACUUUUGCAUUUUCAACUUUUGCUUCCUGCCACUAAUCUACUUCUUCUACCCCGAGACUCGAAACUUGUCUCUUGAGCAGAUCGACAAGCUGUUCACGGGCGAAAAGGUUCUCCUUCAUUGGCAGCCCUCGAUGGGCGAAGUCGGUACUGGCAACACUGGUUCCAAACGUGCAGUGGAACAAGUUGAGAAGAGCGAGCAAGUAGAAAACACGGAAGCGGUUAGCCCGUAA